This is a messenger RNA of Apodemus sylvaticus (European woodmouse), 3769 nucleotides long. It is a transcript of the gene Kctd18, whose product is annotated as potassium channel tetramerization domain containing 18. Gene Ontology annotation, biological process: protein homooligomerization. NCBI's taxonomy places the organism in Eukaryota, Metazoa, Chordata, Mammalia, Rodentia, Muridae. The record is from RefSeq and is a predicted model, not a curated record. The transcript is spliced from 7 exons. The coding region runs from base 1429 to 2682 and encodes 417 amino acids.
UUUUUUGCCCCUAGUGUUCUGUGUCAAUAGGGACAGUAAUGUUUGUAUGAUAAAGUUUUCUAUGAUUUAGGUCAUAUCUGUCUAGUGUUUCUUCACAGUGUCUGGUACGCAAUAAGCAUUCAGUAAAUGGGGAUUACCAAGAAUGACAGUGCCUUUGCUUUUAUUGGGCUUAUGGACAAAAUAAAAUAAAAAAAAGAAGAAAAAGGUAGAGAUUAAACACAUGGUAUAAAAUCUGUAUAAGAGUUUGUUGUGCAAGGAUUCUAAUUCUGCACAGAAAGAUCUUGCAAGAGAUGAAUCUUAUGUAGGAAUAUGAAAAAUAGAAUUCUAGAGAGCAGGUAACUGAACAGUGUGAACCAGUUGGUGCCCUGCUCAUGAUUGAUUAGAGUGCUACUUCCAGGACCUUAAGGCAGCAAGAGGUCACACCAGUAAGUGUUUUUGGAGGCCUGGACCUUGUUUGGUCCCUAAUGAAUUUUGUCUAUUGUCCUUUCUCAGAUUCUAAUGGUCUCCUCCCAUUUUAUUGGCAUAUGGCAGAGUUGGUGUCUGUGGGGAAGGAUUUUAGUUGGUCAGUACCACUGAAUUGGUUUGGAUAUAGUUGAGUUUGGCAGCCAUUUUAAGACUUACUAUGAAAGUAUAGAGACUGCAGAUGUUCAGUAGUAAGGAACUUAACCUUUGAUUUUCAGCCCAUUUCAGAUUCCAUGGAGAAUUCUGGAGAAAUGUUUAAACCUUCCCCAAAGCUUUGGCUGUUUUAGAGUCAAGAAGCUGAAUGACUUACAGGGUGUCACCUGAGGAUCUAGAACAAUCUGUAGAAAUAGAAUUCAGUUUUGGACAUUUCCUUCGUUUUGGUGUGUAUGGGUGUUUUGCCUGCCUGUGUUUCUGUGUGCUACAGUACAUACAGUGCCCCUAGAGGCUGGAAGAGGGUAUCAGAUCCCUGGAGUCACAGCUAUUGACUAUUGUAGGUCAUAUGGUACUGAGAAUUGAACCUGGGUCUUUUCAAAAAUAGCCAUGUGCUCUUAACCACUUGGCCACCCUGGCCCUUGGCAUGAAUAGACUUCUGAUUUCAGUUAGUGAUAUAUAGUUAACUAUAACUUAAUGAUCCAGUUAUCCUUAGUUUCUGCUCUUUAUUUCUUUAAUCUCUAAAGUUUACUUCAAGUUCCUCAGUGUAUACGUUAAGGGAAAUUUUGUAUGCUCAUAUCUAGUUUGUCAUUUACUGUAUACUUACUUAGUGUGUGCCGCAUGUUUUGCUUUGCGGUGUUACCUUAAUUACGUCUCCGGAGCUCUUUGGACCAUUGCUGCCUCCAUUUUAUAGACAAGGAAACAAGAAAAUGAAUGUAAAUGAUUUCACCAAGAACCCAGAGAUUAGGUCUGGGACUGCGAUUGUUUUGAAGUUUCUGAACGCUUAAGGCAAAGCUCUAGGUGUCGAAGGGAGCCAUGGCCGGCCGGGAAGCAGAGGAAGUGCUCGACAUCCUUCGGCUGAGCGUGGGUGGCUGCACUUACACAGCCCGGCGAGAGUCUCUGUGCCGCUUUAAGGACUCCAUGCUGGCAUCUAUGUUCAGUGGUCGUUUCCCUCUAAAAACGGAUGAAUCUGGGGCGUGUAUUAUUGACCGUGAUGGACAUCUAUUUAAAUACAUUUUGGACUACCUCCACGGGGAGGUUCAGACCCCCUUGGACGAGCAGACUCGAGCCGCCCUGCAGGAAGAGGCUGACUACUUUGGCAUCCCUUACCCGUACAGCCUGUCUGACCACUUGGCCAAUGAGAUGGAGACAUAUUCUUUAAGGUCAAAUAUAGAACUUAAAAAGGCUUUAACAGACUUCUGUGAUUCCUAUGGCUUAGUUUGCAAUAAACCAACAGUUUGGGUUCUCCACUAUCUUAACACAUCUGGUGCAAGCUGUGAGAGUAGAAUUAUUGGUGUCUAUGCUACAAAAACUGAUGGGACAGAUGCCAUUGAUAAGCAGCUGGGAGGAAGAAUUCACAGUAAAAGCAUUUUCAAAAGAGAGGCGGGGAAUAAUGUCCAGUACAUUUGGAGCUAUUACUCAGUAGCCGAGCUGAAGAAAAUGAUGGAUGCCUUUGAUGCUUGGGAAGGAAAAGGAGUCAGCUACUGGCGUGUGCCCCACGAGCUGAUAGAGUGUUGGACUUUGGAAGAACGGCCUUUACAUGGAAGCCUGCGCCAUAUGGCCCCAAUUCGAAAGAGGCGGCUGAUAGCCCUCAGGGAAGAGGACGAAGGUGUGAACUGUAAGACUGGUCCUAAGCCAGUCAGAUUUUUGGGCCCUUCUACAAGUACCCAAAUUAAAGUCAAGAACUCUGCUUCAGUGAGGGUGUCACCUGCCAACGCUGCCCAGCUCUCCUCUCAGGCUACGGCAAACCGCUCUCAAAGAGGCAGUGGUGGGAAGGCUGCCCAGUGCUCUGUGGCCACAGGGGCGUCUGGACAUGGUCCUGCUUCCCCAGAUGCCCAGAGCUCUGAAAACCAAGCCACACAGCCACCUCCCGCCAAGGUGCUCCUUUCUGACAAGAAGUCUCCACCCCAUCGAGUGAUCAAGCUGAGGCGGACUCCACUGUGCGGGGGGCCUUCCCUGCCAACCCCCUCAGCAGCGAGCCAGGCUGGCUUCCCCCAGCUGCUGUCUCCAGAAGCUUCCAGCACUUUGGGUGUGCAGACUGAGAACAGGAAAGACCAGCCUGAUGGCUAAAGUGGGCUUGAAGCUGCCUGUUUGUCCCACAGCCUCCAGCAUGCUGGCUCUGACAGUGUUCUUGGCAGGGAAGAUCUAACCGUGGAUGUUGAGGGUUAUUACAGGGAAAGUGAAUGCCAUGACUUGGGCAUAGAGGAGGGGACUUUAUGGGUAGGGUUAUCAUUUACUUUGCGUUUUCUCGAGGGUGGCUAUGUGCAGUUUGGUUUCUGGUUUUUAAUUUUAAGCUUUAUUUAAAUGGUUAAGUGCUAUCACGGCAACCAAGCAGUAAGAAGUCUCCCUUUUUGCAGUAGUAGUAGAGUCUUCAGUGUUAUUCCUCCAGCCCAAGGGUGGGAGUGAGGUUUGGGCCUCACUUCUGUCAGAUGGAGAGGGGUACCUGUGCUGGCCACACUGUGGUGGCCAGGAGCAGAGGUCUCACAAGGGAGUGACUCCACCAGUUGCCCCUAGUUGCUUAUUUUCCAGAGACAACAUGAGAGAAGUGAUGGGGAAAGGGGGAAGGGAUGUAGUUAAAGCUCGGAUGCUGAUCUCACUUACUUGGGCUGUUUUCUUUUCUUGAUUGGCUCUCUACUUUGCUCUGUUAGCAGCUGUGUCUUUUGUGUGCACCCCAAGGGGAAUGCAUGUGGUAGGAACUGUAGAACGGGUUUUGGAACGGUUAAAAUAUGGUAGUUUACUUUGGUGAUGUUUUGAAGUACUUUGAAAAAGAGAAGUUAAACAAGUUUAGCUUUCUAACUCAAGCUAGUUUGUUGUAGAAGUGACCAUUGAAGAGUCCUUCUGAUUACACACUGUGCUUCAUGCGUACAAUUUCCAUAUAACUUGAACUUAACUAUUUUUAAACAAAAUAUUUUGAUUAAUCUAUUUUUUUUUCAUGACCAUUGAGUUAUGUGUGCUUUCUCUUAUAUAUUAUGUCUGGUAAUUACAUUGUACAUUUCUCCUUCCCAUGAGCCCCGUGCCUCAGUAUUUCUAGAAGCAGGUUCAGAGAGCAGGGUGUCCUUUUCUCAGUUGCUGGGCAUUGCAUUGCUUUGAAAAAGUGAGGCAGGUAUAUUCAUGAUGUUUCUUUUUAAAUAAAUAAAGCAUUUCCAUAAAAACGUGA